Messenger RNA from Cyphomyrmex costatus, 1686 nucleotides. It is a transcript of the gene Sgf29, whose product is annotated as SAGA-associated factor 29. Lineage: Eukaryota; Metazoa; Arthropoda; Insecta; Hymenoptera; Formicidae. The record is from RefSeq and is a predicted model, not a curated record. Gene Ontology annotation, cellular component: SAGA complex. The coding region runs from base 1 to 1182 and encodes 393 amino acids. The transcript is spliced from 3 exons.
AUGGAUACUAGUGACUCCAACUCUACGACGAUCAGAACUAUCACUGGUACUUUGUUUUCAGAGCUCACUACGAGGUGGCAGCACCGCCUUGAUAGAACUCUGCCGACCAGCUGCUGCCGGAAGUUUAGUAACAGAAAGCCCUGCGUAGAAACUAUUGGUGUCUUGAAACAUUUGAUCGGAACGUCAUUCUCCGGAGAUUCGUCGAGCAUUCAUUCAGCCUGUUACGAGACAAUUCUCGACCAGUUAAGUUAUUAUUUACUUAACACACGAUCUUCCGAAAUUAUCAUAUCCUUCUUCAUAAUGCCAUUCACGGCGGACGCAGCAGCGAUUCAGAUACAGGAGCGUCUAAAGAAUAUUUACAAUCUCGUGCACGAUGUUGAGAGUCAACGAGUUCGAUCCGAGCACAACCUAAAUAAUAUUAUGAAGACUCAUGAGAAAGUUACACCGGACGACAAAGUUUCUCCUUACUAUCAACAAAAGUUAAAGAAUCUAUACAAUGCCGCGGUGACUGAUACCCAGCAGGAAGAAGAAAUCCUGCGCAAGGCUCUUAAUAAGAUUAACGAGAUACGCACGAUACGAAAUGAACGACGCAUACAAGCACGUCAAGCAGGCAACAAGGAGACUAUUAGACGUGGGGCACUGAUGAAGAUGCUGCUGAGCACCGCACAGACCCUACCCCUCUACGUAGGAAAGACACCGGGCGCCAAACCACCGCCAUUGUGCGGCGCGAUACCCGCCGAGCCUACUUACAUUGCGAAGAUGGGCGACAUGGUAGCCGCAUUAGUGAAAGGCAAUGAGGAAGGAGAGAAUUGGAUACUCGCAGAGGUCGUGCAAUUUAAUGCCACGACAAAUAAAUACGAAGUGGACGAUAUUGACGAGGAGCAAAAGGACCGCCAUACGUUGUCACGGAGACGAGUGGUACCAUUGCCACUGAUGAGGGCCAAUCCUGAGACGGAUCCGCACGCCUUGUUCCCGAAAGGAUCUACAGUAAUGGCGCUCUACCCGCAAACUACUUGCUUUUACAAGGCAGUCGUGCAACGUCAACCAAGUACCGCCACGGAAGAGUACUUAAUCCUGUUCGAGGAUGCUGCGUACGAGACCGGCUAUUCACCCCCACUGAGUAUAGCACAGCGUUAUGUGAUUUCCAUCAAAGAGAGCAAAAAAAAUAAGAGUCAAUGUUAGUAAGCAAUAUCAUUUUUCCAAAUUUUUAAAAAUUAUUCAUUAAAUAAAUUUUAUUAAAUUUUCUGAUCAAUUUGUUAAGCCUUAUGAUGGAUAGAAAAUUUUAAGGUAAUCAUCUAUUUUUUAUAAUCAUAGAAAAAAGCGCACGCAGCCAACAGACAACGCGCAACUGCGAUGACUAAGCCUCUUUAUAUUAUACAUAUAUUAAUAAUAAUAUAUUAUACAUAAUAAUUAGAAGUGUGCAAAAUCGGGUUGGAAUGGGAAUGCGAAUGCUUUUCGAGAUCGGAACAGGAUCCUGAAAUUUUCGGUAUCCGUCCCGUUCCAAGCACUGGGAAAUUUCGAGAUUUCGCACACCUCUAAUAAUAUAUUACAUAUGAUAAUAUAUUAUAUAUAAUAAUAUAUUAUACAUAUCUGGGAGACAUCGACUCUAAUCCCAUCGACUAAUCCCAUAAAUUCCAUUACAGCCUCCAAGAAGAAACAAUAUAUAUGAAAGAAAUAUUUCUAGAA